GUGCGAGGGAGUAAGGAGGAGCGCCCUAUCUACCCAGCUCUUCUCGGCUUCCCGGAGUUACUCGGAUCCCACCUUGAAGAGGAUGGAGGUGACUGGGGAUGCCGGUGCUGCGGACCCCGGCGAGAUCCGGCCUCUAAAGCCUUGUCUAGUGCGCCGCAACCACAGCCGCGAACAACACGGCGUGGCAGCCUCUUCCCUCGAAGAGCUGAGGAACAAGGCCUGUGACAUUCUGACCAUUGACAAGUCCCUGACACCAGUCACCCUGGUCCUAGCAGAGGAUGGCACCAUAGUUGAUGAUGAUGACUACUUCCUGUGUCUCCCUUCCAACACUAAGUUUGUGGCCUUGACAAGUAAUGAGCAGUGGAGAUACAGCAAUUCAGAUGGAGGCACAGCUUGGAUCUCCCAAGAGUCCUUUGAAGUAGAUGAAACAGACAGCGGGGAAGGGGUGAAGUGGAAGAAUGUGGCCAGGCAGCUGAAAGAGGAUCUGUCCAGCAUCAUCCUGCUGUCAGAGGAGGAGCUCCAGGUGCUCAUCGACGUGCCAUCCUCAGACCUGGCCCGGGAGCUGUGCCAGAGCUGUGCCGCCGUCCAGGGGCUCCAGAACACGCUGCAGCGGAUGCUCGACCAGCGGGAGGAGGCGCGGCAGUCCAGGCAGCUCCUGGAGCUCUACCUGCGGGCUCUGGACAAGGAGGGCGGCGUUCUGUUGAGGCGGGAAGAAUCCGAGGCUGCCCUUGGGGAAGAGGUGGAUGUGGUGGACACAGGCACCGACAGAGAGAGCGCCUCCAGCAUCACACUUAAGAGCCAGGUCCUCUCAGCACUGCAGAAGCCCGCUCCUGAGCUGAGCUUGUCUAGUCGGGAUCUGGAGUUGGUCACCAAGGAGGACCCCCAAGCCCUGGCCGCUGCUCUGAACUGGGACAUAAGGAAGACGGAAGCGGCUCAGCAGGCCUGCGCCCAGGAGCUGGCCGGGCGCCUGCAGCAGACCCAGAGCUUGCGUUCGCUCAGGACUCUGUCAGCCAGGAGGAACUCCCUGCCCAGAGGAGCUAAACGAGCCAAGCGGGACCCCACCUAGCGGCGGCCAGAAGACACAGGGAGGGAGACCCAUGGCCAGCCCAGUUUCUGCUGCCUGGAAACACCCUCAGCCCGUUACACCUUCCUCCCUGCAGGCUGCUCUGCCCCUGCCUCCAGCUUGUUCCUUUGGCGCCAGCUGGAAGCCUGGCUUAUACCCACUCCAGAAAGGCUACUCCAGAGCUCUGCACACCCCCAUCCUCCUGUGUUUGAUUUGUUGUUGUUUUGUUUUGUUUUUUGAGCUGGGGUCUUGUUGUAUAGUCCAGGGUAGGCUGGAACUCACAGCGAUCCUCCUGCCUCAAUUACAGGCAUGUGCCAUCACACCUCACUUUGUCUGCUUACUUUGAAUGAUGUAAGUGCACCAACUCUAUGGACAGUUCUUUUUGGUUGUUUUUUUGAGACAAGGCCUCACCAUGUAGUCCCAGGCGGGCCUCGAACCUGCAGCAGUCUUCCUGCCUCAGCCUCCUGAGUGCUGGGACUACAGGUGUGUACCACGACACCUGGCUCCAUGUACCGU
Fukomys damarensis (Damara mole-rat) is the source of this 1579-nucleotide messenger RNA. RefSeq names its product DNA fragmentation factor subunit alpha (gene Dffa). The transcript has 6 exons. The record is from RefSeq and is a predicted model, not a curated record. The coding region runs from base 83 to 1066 and encodes 327 amino acids. Gene Ontology annotation, molecular function: deoxyribonuclease inhibitor activity. Lineage: Eukaryota; Metazoa; Chordata; Mammalia; Rodentia; Bathyergidae. Gene Ontology annotation, biological process: apoptotic DNA fragmentation; apoptotic process; regulation of apoptotic process.